This is a messenger RNA of Hippocampus zosterae (dwarf seahorse), 2596 nucleotides long. RefSeq lists its product as uncharacterized. The coding region runs from base 1 to 885 and encodes 294 amino acids. The record is from RefSeq and is a predicted model, not a curated record. The transcript has 2 exons. NCBI's taxonomy places the organism in Eukaryota, Metazoa, Chordata, Actinopteri, Syngnathiformes, Syngnathidae.
AUGAUCGACUUUGUAGUUGUAUCAUCGGAUUUGCGGCCGCAUGUUCUGGACACUCGGGUGAAGAGAGGGGCGGAGCUGUCAACUGAUCACCACCUGGUGGUGAGUAGGCUCCGAUGGUGGGGGAAGAUGCCAGUCCGUCCUGGCAGACCCAAACGUAUCGUGAGGGUUUGUUGGGAGCGUCUGCCGGAAUCCCCUGUCAGAAGGAGUUUCAACUCCCACCUCCGACAGAGCUUUUCCCAUGUUCUGGGGGAGGCGGGGGACAUUGAGCCCGAGUGGACCAUGUUCCGCGCCUCUAUUGUUGAGGCGGCCAAUCUGAGUUGUGGCCGUAAGGUGGUUGGUGCCUGUCGUGGCGGCAAUCCCCGUACUCGCUGGUGGACACCAGCAGUAAGGGAUGCCGUCAAGCUGAAGAAGGAGUCCUAUCGAGCCUUUAUGGCCUGUGGGUCCCCAGAGGCAGCUGACGGGUAUCGACUGGCCAAGCGGAACGCAGCUUCGGUGGUCGCAGAGGCAAAAACCCGAGCGUGGGAAGAGUUCGGUGAGGCCAUGGAAGCCGACUUCCGGACGGCUUCGAGGAAAUUCUGGUCCACCAUCCGACGUCUCAGGAGGGGGAAGCAGUGCACCACUAACACUGUGUCCAGUGGUGAUGGGGCGCUGCUGACUUCGACUCGGGACGUUGUGAACCGGAGUACUUCGAAGACCUCCUCAACUCCACCAACACGCCUUCCUUCCAGGAAGCAGAGCCUGGGGACUCUGAGGUGGGCUCUCCUAUCUCUGUGGUUGAAAUCACUGAUGUGGUUAACAAGCUCCUCAGUGGCAAGGCCCCAGGGAUGGAUGAGAUCCGCCCGGAGUUCCUCAAGGCUCUGGAUGUUGUGGGGCUGUCCUGGUUGACACGCCUCUGCAACAUCGCGUGGUCAACAGGGAGAGUGCCUCUGGGUUGGCAGACCGGGGUGGUAGUCCCUCUUUUUAAAAAGGGGGACCGGAGGGUGUGUUCCAAAUACAGAGGGAUCACACUCCUCAGCCUCCCUGGUAAGGUCUAUUCAGGGGUGCUGGAGAGGAGAGUCCGUCAGGAAGUCGAGCCUCAGAUUGAGGAGGAGCAGUUUUCGUCCCGGCCGUGGAACAGUGGGCCAGCUCUACACCCUUAGCAGGGUCCUAGAGGGUAAGUGGGAAUUCGCCCAACCACUCCACAUGUGUUUUGUGGACUUGGAGAAGGCGUUUGACCGUGUCCCUCGGGGAGUUCUGUGGGGGUGCUUCGUGGGUAUGGGGUACCGAACCCCCUAAUACGGGCUGUUCGGUCACUAUACCACCGAUGUCAGAGUUUGGUUCGCAUUGCCGGCAGUAAGUCGGAAUCGUUUCCAGUGGGGGUAGGACUCCGCCAAGGCUGCCCUUUGUCGCCGAUUCUGUUCAUAACUUUUAUGGACAAAAUUUCUAGGCGCAGCCGAAGCGUUGAGGGGGUCCGUUUUGGGGGCCUCAGUAUUGAGUCCCUACUUUUUACAGAUGAUGUGGUGCUGUUGGCUCCUUCAAACGGGGCUCUCCAACUCUCACUGGAGCGUUUCGCAGCCGAGUGUGAAGCGGUUGGGAUGAAAAUCAGCACCUCCAAAUCUGAAACCAUGGUCCUCAGUCGGAAAAGGGUGGAGUGCCCCCUCCGGGUCGGGGAGGAGAUCUUGCCCCAAGUGGAGGAGUUCAAGUAUCUUGGGGUCUUGUUCACGAGUGGGGGCAGGAGGGAGCGGGAGAUCGACAGGCGGAUCGGUGCAGCGUCUGCUGUGAUGCGGACGUUGUAUCGGUCUGUCGUGGUGAAGAAGGAGCUGAGCCAAAGGGCGAAGCUCUCAAUUUACCGGUCGAUCUACGUCCCAACCCUCACCUAUGGUCACGAGCUAUGGGUCGUGACCGAAAGAACGAGAUCCCGGAUACCAGCGGCCGAAAUGAGUUUUCUCCGCGGGGUGUCCGGGCUCUCCCUUAGAGAUAAGGUGAGAAGCUCGGUCAUCCGGGAGGGGCUCAGAGUCGAGCCGCUUCUCCUCCACAUCGAGAGGAGCCAGAUGAGAGGUGGCUUGGGCAUCUGAUUCGGAUGCCUCCUGAACGCCUCCCUGGUGAGGUGUUCCGGGCAUGUCCCACCGGGAGGAGACCCCGAGGAAGACCCAGGACACGCUGGAGAGACUAUGUCACCCAGCUGGCCUGGGAACGCCUCGGGAUCCCCCGGGGAGAGCUGGAAGAAGUAGCUAGGGAGAGGGAAGUCUGGGCUUCCCUGCUAAAGCUGUUGCCCCCGCGACCCGGCCCCGGAUAAGCGGUAGAAGAUGGAUGGAUGGAUGAAGUUAGAAUUCUGAGACAAAAGUGGGAAUCUUGCCAACCUUGGAUUUUUUACUUUAUUGGCCCUAAAUCUCUUCUGUACACUUGUUUGUCUGUUGACUGUUGAUUGCAAUGUAUUAUUUAUAUUUGUUCAUAUUUAUAUAUGUCCUUUGUAUUCAAUUUUCACUGCCCUUGUUUUUAGCUUUGUGCUUUUUAAUGCACCGGAUAUUUGCACUGUGGUUGAGGGGAAAUAAAUUUCAUCUAUGCUGGAUGUUGUAAAUAGAGCAUGUUUUACAAUAAAGCUGGCUUUUGACUUUGA